Xylaria bambusicola is the source of this 2254-nucleotide messenger RNA. RefSeq lists its product as uncharacterized. The transcript is spliced from 2 exons. The coding region runs from base 144 to 2024 and encodes 626 amino acids. The record is from RefSeq and is a predicted model, not a curated record. Lineage: Eukaryota; Fungi; Ascomycota; Sordariomycetes; Xylariales; Xylariaceae.
CCUCCAACUUCUUCACAAACAUCUUGCGCAAAACCACCUCAGUAAGCCCAUUUUGUGAUAACAAGAGUACAAGAAUUCUGCUGUUCAUUGGACAGGCAAGAUAGUUUCAUUAGGAUUUUUUUCUCUUGAUCUAUUGUUUCACAAUGGAUCGAGGUGGUCAACCUCAAGAUGGGUCUCACAACCAGCCACCAGAGCAAUCAGGAGAAACUCGUCCCCAACCACCAGAGUUCAUAGCUCAGAGAAAGCGAACGUUGCCAAGCGACGAGGAUAUUUCACCCCCCGGGCGCAAAUCCAUCAAACGUCAAUACCUUAGAAAGGAGAGCGAAGACGAUGACGAUGACGAUGAUCCGAAGAAUAAGGGCAAAGAGCCGGAAGGCGUAUACUCUAUGGCUAUCAGCAGCAAGCUGACGGGCCCCAUCGCUAAUGAAGAUUCGAUCAUUCGGAUGAAGAUUGAUAAGUUUUUCCCAUCUUCAGUAUCGUAUCUUCAAGGUCUUCGAGGAUCAUACUGGACAGAAGAUAUGGAGCGAGCAUUUCUCGAGACUUGGAAACGAGAUGAUAAUGAGUCUCGUUUUGCCCAAGGGAAAAGAGUUGAUUCAGAUGAACUUGAAUUGUGGAAGAUGAUGUUCAUUCGAUAUAAGCGUAUACCUCCUCAUCUCUUCACAUAUGGCCUGAGACUUGGCGUUGAUUGUUAUGAAAGGCAAGGAAGUCUCAUGCUAUCACCAGAAGCAAGUUAUUUGCUUCAGAGAAUUUGCGCUCAUCCUGUAUGGCGCAAGAAUAUCGACGAAUUGCGAUGUUUCCUUCAAGCGGCAACACAAUUGUCUGUGGAUGAGCAUCCUGAUGUAAUUGGGGACCACCUCAAUAUGGAAGCUCUCCGCCCGGCGCUUGAACAAGAAUUUGGUCAAGUAAGUGACGCUGCGACCGGGAGAAUUCAUUACAGAAUGUGGCAUGCGAAUCAGCCUCAGAUGGACAAGUCUAUUGGUGAUCUCAUCCGAGCACUUCCAAAUCGAAUUCGUCAAAAUACUGGCAAGGGAAAUGCCAAGAAGAGCUUGUUCAUCCUUACUAUGCCUGUGAUGGAAGAUGUAAUCACGGUGCUGGACGAAUACAUGCCGACUUUAUUCGAUCAUACGACUGAGGAAUACGUGCAAAUCUUCCGAUAUCAUUAUGGUCCGAUUCUCAGCCGCGUAGAACCGCUUAAUACACAACAACUCGUCGAUAUCAAGUGGUCAUUGGAGCUUUGCGAGUUGCGAGAUAUUGAGAUUCGCAAGAUCAUGCGUCUCCGCGAUCAUGGCGAGUUUUUGUAUGAUGUACCUCACACGUCUGAGAUGCAUAAUGAUGCGGUUCCCUUAUAUCAUUAUGACUCCACGGUUGACUUGAGAAUACUUCCAGUUCUCCAUGGUGAAGUGAUGGACCCAAAGCGGAAGACGUUGCAGUGGCUUGAUCAAGCCAAAGUUCGUCGAGCAGAAGCUUUGCUGUCAUUGUCGAACACGUUGGCAGAAUUGGCUCCUGACGUUAAACCCGUGGUCGCCGAGACUGAGGUCUCUCCCAUACUUGACGCGAUUGUGGGAGUUGAAGAACCGCCAAGAGUUGAAGCAGCUCCCAAGGUUGAAGUUCUCAAUCGCAGUGCAGGCUCUUCUUUCGAGAGUAACAAAUCUAUCGGAAAUCCCGGGCACAAGGUCAGUGCUGAGUAUAAAAAAGCCACCGAAGACUUUUUAAUGCACCCUUUGAUUACUACACAGGACGCGAAUAAAGUGGUGAAGUUGAUAGAUCAGGACUUUGACCAUGGUCUAUCAAGCUUGGGGCGCUUAGACUAUGUGCCCGCUCCCCAUCUUGAACUCGCGCGAUUUAUUUCAGAGGAUAGAUAUACGAGAAUCAGAAGGAUGUCAAGGAUGAAGGGGUCCGCUAUCGAGGAGGAUAACCCCCCAUUGUUGAAUAAGCCCCAGCCUGUGAUGAAGCUGGUUUCUGAAGACUACAUGUAUAUUGCCCCUGGUGCUAUACAAGGUGAUGAUAGGGUAAAGAUGGCUUAGGAGGUAGGAGGACAAGAAUUGGGAGGGCAAAGGUUGGAGGCAUAUGGAAAGGGGCAAGGGAAACAGGCAAAGUGGAAGAUGGGAUGAUGGGAGGCUAGAGUAAGGAUGACCACAGGGCUUGGAAUUGAUGCUAUUCAUGACACAGUAAUCUGAUACAAGUGCAGAGAUUCCGCAACUGUGAUUUUCCCAGAGAUUCAUAUCUCUUAUCCAUUCUGUGUAGAGGUACUGCG